Molecule: messenger RNA, 1335 nt
Organism: Adineta ricciae
Lineage: Eukaryota; Metazoa; Rotifera; Eurotatoria; Adinetida; Adinetidae
Source: the annotation of a GenBank genome assembly
AUGUCGAUUCAUUCGGCCGAUGAUUAUGAACCAAACUUAUCGGUUCCUGUCUUUGGUAGUGGAGUGUCACAAACGAAACUUCAACAGCAACAACAGCCGAAUAAUGACUUGGGAGGAGCUGAGAAAUUAGACACACCAGAACCGACGAAAAAUGGGCAAAAUGACACAGCCAACGAUAUUAAAGCUAAUGAAAGUCUUGGUAAUGGAACGAAGGAACCUGAAAAAGUCGAUAAUCGUGCAAGUAGUUCAGCCGAUGUACAUGUAAACGGUCAAAAUGGUAAAACCGAUGCUGAAACAGUUGCAUCUGUUAGCUCAACGACCAAUACUAAUGGCAAUCAAGCAGCAGCAGCAGAAGAAGGAUCGACUUCAACAUCAACCGCGCAAAAUCCAGUUGAAAACUCAAGUCAAAAUGAUUCUGUACCGACAUUAUCCAGUCAACCAACUGUUAGUGCUGAACCAACAGGAUCCGAACCGGCGAUCUCAACGUCAGUAGAUGUUACAAAAGAUCAAUCAGUAUCUGCAUCAGUUACCGAUACUGAAAAUGCUCCUGUUUCUUCGACUGAACCGACAUCAACUUCAUCUUCUUCGAAUAAUGUUCCUGCGUCAACCACAGUUCCUGAAGCUACUGUUGCAGCUGAAUCAACCAAAACACCGGAGCCUAAAAGCAAAUCUCCUCGUGGAAAAACCAAAUCUCCAGCAGUAUCAACCCCGCCAACACGCCAAUCGUCACGUGGUCGAAAAUCUGCUACUACAUCCUCAUCACAAAAUGAUGAAGAACAAACAGCAAUUGACGACGCUAAACCUUCAACUACGAGUCAACCUGAACCUCCAUCAACUCCAAAACGUGCUAAACGUCAAGCUCCAACGUUAGCUACCGAGAUCACUCCAGCAGAUAGUAGCACAGCAGAGGAAGUCAAAGAGACGGCGGAUACAGCAGUAGUUCCCUCUACAGCCGACGAGGAAGAUGAUGGUGACGAUGAUGCAGACAGCAAGAAGCGAAAGAGAACUCCAUCUCCACGCAAAAGUGCACAAGCAUCAACAGGUGCGGGAAAAAAACGUGGUGCAUCAUCAUCUCCACCAGUUAGCGCUUCAAAGAAAGCGAAAGCAUCGCCGAAGGGCAAAGCUUCUAGCUCAACGAAUGAUGAGCAACAAAUGGAUGUAGAUAAGACAGAAGCAACAGCUACUACAACAACUGCUGCCGUAUCUGAAAGUGAACCAGUUCAAACUCCACCGAAAAAAGCACGAACAAGUGCUACGCAAAAAACACCGAAAUCUUCUGCGACCACGCCCGAAUCAAAUGAAGAAUAUGUACGAAAAUUACGACCACGUAAAUGA